GUCGGAUAGAGGCAGAAAGCGGUUGGAAUUGCGUUGAGUGCGCCUCAAGAUGGAGUCGGAAGUACGCAAAGAAUCGACUUUCCCCACAAAACCGCGGACAGCCGACGCCUGGCAUCAAAAUCAACCGGCUCGGACCGGUCAGCCGAUGUGGGGAGAGACGCCGAAGAAUGUCCGCAUCCCACUCCCAGCACACCAUCGGCACGUAGCCUAGAGACGGAGCCACGACGUGAUCUACGCGUGAGGCGAACCUGCCCGGAAAUAUCCCCACAACGUGUGGCGUCUGCAUGAAGGCGAGAAGCGCAUUACGGCCGGAGGAAUGUCGGAGGAACGCGUUGAUCAGUGCUGUUCAUUUCUCCGUCUCUUAAGACAGCCCUCGCCCAUGUCCACUACGACUGUCUGCCUCCAUUCAGUCCGACUCCUCUCUGCCAUCACUGGUAUCGAUUGGUUGGCUAGUUCCCGUGGUUGAUUAUGUGCGUACAUCCAGUGCAGCGAAAAAGCAUAUCCUCAUCUGCGCCUGCUCUCGUGCCACUCGAAGCUGCCCUAGCUCUCGUUCCGCACUCUGUUCGUCCGCCACCUCCUGCGCAACAGUCUCCACAAACCGACAUCGUCGAUUUCCAUAUCCAGCACCAUGGCCGCUCCCGCAAUCCGCAAGCUGCCCGCCGACUUUCUGUGGGGUUUUGCCACGGCGAGUUUCCAGAUCGAAGGCUCGACGGACGUCGACGGGCGGGGCCCCUCCAUCUGGGACGAGUUCUCGCGCACGCCGGGGAAGACGUCGGACGGGCGGAAUGGCGACGUGGCGACGGACUCGUACAACCGCUGGGAGCAGGACGUCGCGAUUCUGGCGCAGCACGGCGUGAAAACGUACCGGUUCUCCCUGGCCUGGUCGCGCAUCAUCCCGCUCGGCGGACGGGACGAUCCCGUGAACCCCAAGGGAAUCGAGUUCUACUCCAAGCUGAUUGACGCGCUGCUCGCGCACGGUAUCGUGCCGUUUGUGACAUUGUAUCAUUGGGAUCUUCCCCAGAACCUGCAUGACCGGUACGGCGGAUGGCUAAACAAGGACGAGAUCGUCAAGGACUAUGUCAACUAUGCACGGGUUUGUUUCGAGGCCUUCGGCGACCGCGUGAAGCACUGGCUCACAAUGAACGAACCUUGGUGCAUCUCGAUCCUGGGCUACGGACGAGGUGUCUUUGCGCCCGGUCGCUCGAGCGACAGAACUCGGUCCCCGGAAGGUGACUCGUCGACGGAGCCGUGGAUUGUGGGACACAGCGUCAUCAUUGCCCAUGCGUAUGCGGCCAAGCUGUACCGGGAGGAAUACAAAGCCGUGCAAGGGGGGCAAAUCGGGAUCACGCUGAAUGGGGAUUGGCAAAUGCCGUACGACGACUCGCCGGAAAACGUUGAUGCUGCACAACACGCGCUCGACUUUGCUAUUGGCUGGUUUGCUGAUCCCAUCUAUCUCGGGCACUAUCCAGCAUACAUGCAGCAAGUCCUCGGAAACCGUCUUCCCCAGUUUACUCCCGCUGAGCUCCUGGUCGUUAAAGGGUCAUCUGACUUUUACGGGAUGAACACAUAUACGACCAAUCUCUGCCGUGCCGGUGGAGAUGACGAGUUCCAGGGUCUGGUCGACUACACCUUCACGCGUCCUGACGGCACCCAACUCGGGACCCAAGCCCACUGUGCAUGGCUCCAAGACUAUCCCCAGGGAUUCCGGGCUCUUCUGAACUACCUAUGGAAGAGGUACCGCACGCCACUUUAUGUCACGGAGAAUGGUUUUGCGGUCAAGAAUGAGAGCUUCAAAACCAGGGAGGAGGCUAUAAAAGAUACUGACCGGGUCAACUAUUACCGGGGUGUCACUGCGUCUCUGCAAUCUGCGAUCCACGACGAUGGGGUCGACGUGCGCUGCUAUCUGGCCUGGAGUUUGCUUGACAACUUCGAAUGGGCCGAUGGCUAUGUUACACGGUUCGGUGUUGUCUAUGUCGACUACGAGACCCAGGAGCGGAUACCCAAGGAAUCUGCCGGCUUUGUUGCCCAAUGGUUCACUGAACGUCUGACGCCGGAGCCGCCCACCCUAAAGCAGCUGGCUACUGAUGCGAUGAGCACCGCCAGCACGCUUUCCAAGGGCUCUAAUUCCCUGAGCGUCGCUGCGGUCCCCGUAUCGCUGUUGGCUCAAGUCAAGGCGUGGGUGUCCAAACACAUCAUCGCCCUUCUCUCGCUCCUCAAAUUGAAUACUGCCCGCAGAUGAACGCAGGCCUGUACACCAGCACAUAUCCCCCCGCCGAAUUACUCUCUCUGGUACCGUACCGUACAUUAUAUCUAUACUCACCUCACACAACAACAACAACAACACACCACGAAUUGUUAUUUUUGACGAAUGAAACGAAACGAAUGUCCCGAGCUGUGGUGCCGUGCGUGUGGUCAGCAGGUGCGGUCGAAGCAGCGCCGUGCGACGAUUUACAGAAACUCGGCGCCCGGACUCAGGACUGACACUGACAGCGACAGAAGAUGCGUGAGUACUGGACACGGUGACUGCAAAGACCGUGGUAGGCAUCCGCCUGCAUAAGCAUCUCGGCGAAACAGAGGGGAAAAUCUGGGCGUCAUGCUGAUCUGCAGACACGAUCUAUAUCCAUGCCGUGCGCUGCGUUCCCAGGCGUCUGAUAAUGUGUGGGUGAUCGUGGGUGGAGGGGAAUCAAGAU
This is a messenger RNA of Mycena citricolor, 2690 nucleotides long. Lineage: Eukaryota; Fungi; Basidiomycota; Agaricomycetes; Agaricales; Mycenaceae. The record is from the annotation of a GenBank genome assembly.